Etheostoma cragini (Arkansas darter) is the source of this 1337-nucleotide messenger RNA. RefSeq names its product BRMS1 like transcriptional repressor a (gene brms1la). The transcript is spliced from 9 exons. Gene Ontology annotation, biological process: negative regulation of transcription by RNA polymerase II. NCBI's taxonomy places the organism in Eukaryota, Metazoa, Chordata, Actinopteri, Perciformes, Percidae. Gene Ontology annotation, cellular component: Sin3-type complex. The record is from RefSeq and is a predicted model, not a curated record. Gene Ontology annotation, molecular function: histone deacetylase binding. Bases 250 to 1038 code for a protein of 262 amino acids.
GGCCGACGGGUAACGUAGUUUGCGGCUGGUUGUUAGACCUUUAGCGGUGUGAACAUUGGCGAUAUGGAAAACUACAGCUCCCUACACAAAUAAGGGCGCCGUACUGAGAUUUGUUUUUAGCUUAGCUGGGACACACGAGUGAAAUUGUAACCGAGGAAAAAAAUAUAAUUUUAAGUUUAUAUUGCUUUUCUCUAAACACUAUCGAAAACGUCUUGCGUAUCCCCAUCUUUCUGGAGUUGACUUGCUGCCAUGCCGGUGCACCGCGACCGGGAGAAGAAAGAGAUUACAGCAGAGGAGAUGGAGGUUGAGGAGCAUGAGCAAGAGGCGUCCAGCUCAGAGGAUGAAGAUUCUGAAACUUCAUCUGUUUCCGAGGAUGGAGAUAGCUCUGAAAUGGAUGAGGAAGACUGUGAGCGGAGAAGGAUGGAGUGUCUGGAUGAAAUGACCAACCUGGAGAAACAGUUCACCGAUCUCAAAGACCAGCUGUAUCGUGAGCGUCUCAGUCAGGUGAACAGCAAGCUGUCAGAGGUGGAGGCUGGCCGGGCAGCAGAAUAUCUGGAGCCUCUGGCUGUACUGUUGGAGAACAUGCAGGUCCGCACCAAGGUGGCAGGUAUCUACAGAGAGUUGUGUCUGGAGUCCUUGAAGAACAAGCAUGAGUGUGAAAUCCAGGCUGCAUGCCAGCACUGGGAGAGUGAAAAGCUGCUGCUGUUUGACACAGUACAGAGUGAACUGGAGGAGAAAAUUCGAAGACUGGAGGAAGACAGACACAGCAUAGAUAUUACAUCAGAGUUGUGGAAUGAUGAGUUAUCAGGAAGGAAGAAGAGGAGAGAUGCUUUAAGUCCAGAUAAGAAGAGGAGACGGCCUUCAGUGGUGUCUGGCCCAUAUAUUGUUUACAUGCUACCCGACUUGGACAUCCUGGAAGACUGGACAGCUAUCAGAAAGGCCGUGGCUACACUGGGUCCCCACAGAGCGAAGUCCGACUCUGACAGCCCUGUGUUCCCAUUCAGACAAGACAGAAACAGGCCCAUUCUCAACUGCUAAGGAACACACAACCAUACACAUGCAAUACAAUGCAUGUAUUAUAAUGACCACAGCUGUCCAUUUCUCUAAAUCUUCCCACAAUCCACUUCACUCCUCUGCUAACAGUGACACCAGUCAGUAAGCUGCAGACACACUAUAAGGAUUUACAGGUUUAAAUCCCUUUAAAGGACAACAGGAAUAGAAGCAUUACAUUUACUGACGAUAGUACUCAGUACUUUUGUUCAGAAUUGGGCUCUCGAUUUCAUUUGUUUGUUUACUCAAUGGACAAGUAAAGUAUUUACCUAUUAGAGUUUCAGUUG